Spea bombifrons (plains spadefoot toad) is the source of this 1516-nucleotide messenger RNA. It is a transcript of the gene PTCD2, whose product is annotated as pentatricopeptide repeat domain 2. The transcript has 10 exons. Gene Ontology annotation, cellular component: mitochondrion. Lineage: Eukaryota; Metazoa; Chordata; Amphibia; Anura; Pelobatidae. The coding region runs from base 115 to 1263 and encodes 382 amino acids. Gene Ontology annotation, biological process: mitochondrion organization; multicellular organism development; regulation of mRNA processing. Gene Ontology annotation, molecular function: protein binding; RNA binding. The record is from RefSeq and is a predicted model, not a curated record.
AGCUACCAUGCUGUGACACUUUGCACGGACAGCCUGGGCCAUGUGAGAGGCCUGAGCGCGGAGAGUGGAAGUACCACCGCCUGCCGCCCGUACUUGGUGCGGUCAGGGGACGGAAUGGCGGUGCUGGGAGCCGGGGCUUCCAGCCGCUUCUUGUGGGGACGUGCGAGUCACCCGGUGCUCAGGACAGUGACCCAGCCGGUAGGGUGCUGGGACUGCGGCUGGCAAGCUAAACGGUACCUUUUAACUGAUGAAAUUCUGAAGCUCCGUGAAUUUCAGAAGAAGAAACUAGCCACGGUUUAUCACGUUUAUGGAAAAAAAGAUCUAUAUUUUCAGUCAAUAAAUGACAAACUACAGAAAAACCGAAUCAUCCUUAGAAGUGAAUUACAAACUCUGCUUCAUCUUUGUCAGACACCAGCUGACGUGGAAUUUGCAAAGCAAGUUAUCUAUAGGUACCAUGAAGAAAAUAAAAACGUAAUGUUUGGAGAGUUUAAAUUUGGACCUAUUUUCAUCCGGCUGUGCUAUGAGCUUGAUCUAGAAGAAGCUGCAUUAGAACUACUGAAGGACCAGUCCCUUGGAAAUUUCUUUCAUGACUGCACAUCCUACAACAUAUUGAUGGAUAUGCUCUUCACUAAAGGCCAGUAUGAAGGAGCUUUAGAAGUGUUGGUGCAAAUGCGGAACCAGAAAGUGAGGUUUAGCAAAGACACCUACAUUUUGGCAUUUGCCAUUUGCUAUAAACUGAAUAACUCAAAUUCUUGUAAAAUAUGUACAACCCUCCUCGAUGAAAUUGAGAUGAAGGGGAAUUGGCUUCCAACACAAGCUUCCUGCUUUGCUGUGGCCUUUGCUUUGAAACAGAAUGAUAUUGCAAAAGCCAGGUCCAUAUACUCACAGAUCAGGAAAACUGAUGGCCGAUUGUGCAACAAUUUAAAUCUCCUUAUCAAGGUGCACAACAAUGAAUUGGAAGACGUUCUGCAAAUGCUGGAAGCUGCAUCCGAAAGUCCGGGCCCUGUGUAUGUGAGGAAGAUUGAAUUUUCUGAACAAGUGAUGAAUACUGUUGGGGAGAAGUUAAAGCAUACAAGACUUUACUCACAAUUUAAUCAAAUUUAUAGGAACCUUAAAGAUUCAGGACAAAUAACACAACUGACUCUGGAUGACAUGUUGUGUUACACAUCCAACGAACACAGGCAUGCCCUAAAUUUGUUAAAGCCAAAAAAAGUCAGCCAGAGGACAUUUAAAUCUCUGCAGUCUGCCCUGUUGGCGGAAUAACUAAGUUAUUUGGACUCUUUUUGGGAUACAGUUUUGCAUAAAAUCGGAGAACUAUUAAUCUGUACAAACUCAAAUCUAAUACAAGCAGAACAAAGACUGCAACACUCAACAUCAUGGAGGAGAUUUGUGUGUGUGUGUGAAGUACACUGCCAGGAAAAAGAAUAUUUUUACUAGGCAAGUUUAUGUAUUACGAUAAUUCCUAUUUAAGUGACCUUGAAAUUACCUUUAAAAAUAAAUCCACCAGCUGUCCUGC